UGGCAAGUGAUACUGUUUCUUCGACCUCUGUGCGAUGUGGCAACUUCUGGAGGAGGAAAUGGCGCCCGUCAGGUGCAGCAGGGUGUACAGAGUCCGACCAGUCAAGUACCCUCGAAGUUGACACGUAAGCCAUCAAACUGCCCCUCACCGCACCGGACUCGGCGGGCACAGAAACAUGUUUUUGAGCAGAGAGAAAGCAGGUCUGUGUGGGAUACUGAAGACAUAGCUGGAACAGCAGACUCUGACAUUUGGGAACAUUUGCUGGUACUGUAGACACCUUGCAGUGGAAUGGCCAAAGAGCAGAAACAAAGCUGGGCAGAGACAUUUGUUCUGGCUGGAUCAAAUGGUCACAAUGGCCAGCAAUGGCAGACUGGUAUGAAUAACUCGGUCAGUCACCCUCCAGGUGCGAACCACAUGUCGACGAUGGCCCGUGUUGCCUCAGAUGUCAGGCAUAAGUGUGCAGCAUAUGUGCUAGCGCUGAGACCGUGGAGUUUCAGUGCUUCGCUCACACCGGUGGCCCUCGGCAGCGCCUUGGCGUAUAAACUGGAGGGCUCUGUGGACUUGGUCAUCCUGAUGGUGUGCGCGGUGGCCGUCCUCGUAGUUCAUGGGGCAGGCAACCUUGUAAACACCUAUUAUGACUUCUCCAAAGGAAUUGACCACAAGAAGAGUGAUGAUAGAACUCUUGUGGAUGAAAUAUUGGCACCGCAGGAUGUUGUCAUGUUUGGAGCAUUGUUAUAUUCUUUGGGGUGCUUGUGUGCCACUCUGCUCUACUUCCUGUCUACACUUAGGCUGGAGCACCUAGCCCUUAUUUACUUUGGGGGACUCUCCAGCUCUUUUUUAUACACUGGAGGCAUCGGCCUCAAGUACGUAGCCCUGGGAGACGUGGUAAUCCUCAUCACCUUCGGCCCUCUGGCAGUCAUGUUUGCCCACGCCGUGCAGGUUGGCUACCUGUCAGUGCUGCCGCUGGUGUACGCCAUCCCACUGGCCCUCAACACGGAAGCCAUCCUCCACAGCAACAACACCAGAGACAUGGACUCUGACAAGCAGGCAGGCAUCGUCACCCUGGCCAUCCUCAUAGGCCCCACGCUCUCCUAUGUCCUCUACAACCUGCUGCUCUUUGUCCCCUAUGUGCUUUUCUGCAUCCUCGCCACCCGUUACACCAUCAGCAUGGCGCUGCCUCUGCUCACGCUGCCCAUGGCCUUCCCCUUGGAAAGGCAGUUCCGCAGCCGAUGCUACGCCAAGAUCCCCCAGAAGACAGCCAAGCUCAACCUCCUCAUGGGACUUUUCUACGUCUUUGGGAUCAUUCUGGCACCUCCUGGCAGCUUGCCGUCACUGUGAUUCAUUAGCUUUGAUAUUUCAAAUUUGGUUGUUUUAACACAGACUAGUUUAUGUACUUCCUUGUAUUUGUAGGACGCUAUCUGAGGACUUUGACUUUGGUUUUAAUUUAUUUUUUAAUUUAUAUGUUGAACAGAGAUUUAGUUUAGGUCUUGCCCUGUGACACUUAAAAGCAUAACCAGAUGUAUUUUUUUUAAGUAUUAAGCCCACUGUAAUGUGUUGGUAAAAAAAGUAAGAAGUGUUGGUGUCAUUUUGUAGAGGUGGGCAACAUUUUGAUUAUGUAAGGACAGACGAUGAACCUACAGUUGCCAUAUUUCAAGUUCAAGACACAACAUGUAGCAUUGAUACCUAAAAACAUCAAUAAACCAUUAUUCUCAACAUUGUGCUCUCUCUAUGGAACAUACUGUUAAUUUAUUCAUUGUGAUUUUCUUCUGGAGAGCCAAAUAGCAUUUCACGGAUUGUAAUAAAACUCACUGAUACUGAU
Messenger RNA from Xiphias gladius (swordfish), 1819 nucleotides. It is a transcript of the gene ubiad1, whose product is annotated as UbiA prenyltransferase domain containing 1. The record is from RefSeq and is a predicted model, not a curated record. Gene Ontology annotation, cellular component: Golgi membrane; endoplasmic reticulum. The transcript is spliced from 3 exons. NCBI's taxonomy places the organism in Eukaryota, Metazoa, Chordata, Actinopteri, Istiophoriformes, Xiphiidae. Bases 289 to 1338 code for a protein of 349 amino acids. Gene Ontology annotation, molecular function: prenyltransferase activity. Gene Ontology annotation, biological process: menaquinone biosynthetic process; vitamin K biosynthetic process.